AUGUCCGUGGUUUUAGAUUCUGUACCAAAUGAUAACUAUGAGCCAUCUGAAGCGGAAAUUGUUGAAUACGGGAAGUGGCUUGGCAUGCAUUUCCCUGAGGACAAGCCUUUUCUUUGGAUUGCACGCGAAGGUUUGAAAGCUCCCUUACCAGAGCACUGGAAGGCCUGCAGAAGUGAAAAAGGUGAGUUGUACUACUUCAAUUUCAAGAGUGGUGAGAGCAACUGGGAUCAUCCACUGGACGAGCAAUUCAGAGAGCUACUUAAAAGCGAAAAACUGAGUCCUAGUCUGCAAAGUAUUGCCAAUGGGGCGAAAAGGCAGCACAUGGAGGUCAAUACAGAAGGAGAAGCCGUCGUGGAACAAAACGAACCCACGGAAGCUUGCGUGUAUUCCUCAGGAGGAAAAUCAACGAUUCGAGAGUUGAGAACGCUCAAGUUAAAGAAGGAACUUCCAAGUGAUCUUCGUUUGAACCCAAAGGCAGGAGGCAUCUCUAGUUCUGAUACUAGUGAGCGUUGCUUAGAACCCAUUGCAUUGGGGAAAAUAAAGGGAGGUAAAGGUUGCUCUAUCCUAAAACAUACUAGAGAAAGUGUAUCCAGUGAAACAUCAGGCGGAUGCUUGAGUUCUGAAAAAGAGGUUUUUCAAGCGGAUCUUAAUGAUAAGUUAAAACAGUUUCAAGAUGAAAAACUGAAAGAACAUCGAGCGGCAAUAGAUGAGUAUGAGAUGAAACUGAAGGAGUCAUGGCACCGAUAUCAGAAACGGCAAAGUGAAGAAUAUGAAAAAAAGUUAAUUAGUUACAGAGAUGACUUAGAAAGGAAGUUAAUUGAAGAAAAAAAUAUAAUAGAAAAUACGUAUACUGAUAAUAUUCGGAAACUCACCGAGGAGGUUGAAGCUGAUUUGAAAUUGGAGACAAAACGAAUACGCCACUCUUUGAACGAAAAGUAUAAAAGGGAAAAAAAUAAUAUUGAAAAUGAAUGGCAAGAAAAAUUGGAGGAUUUGAGGAAAAGCAAAAUUCUGGAGUUCGAUAGACUGCGUGAUGCAAACCCCCAAGCUCUAAUGGAAUUAAAGCAAGGUGCAGAUGAACUCGGGGAAGCUGCUUUGAGCUUUGUUGACACAUACAAGAAAGCCCAAGACGCAUUUCUUGACAACCUGACAAGUACCAACGCAAGUUUAUCAAAACUAAGCGAAGUGGCACUAUCUAAACUAAUAGGUAGUGCCAGGGAAUCUUACGAUAGUGAACUGAACAUUAUCAAAGACUCGUUUAAAUCAGAAAUAGAAGAUAUGCGGCAGAAAUUUUUGGGGCAGAUCGGGCUAUAUCAAAGAGAAUACGAAUUGUUAUUGCAAGAAAAGGAAAAGUACGAGAAGGAACGUGAGGCGCUAACAAACAGACGAAGCACACUAUCGGAUAAUUCGGCUUUGGGGCAUUGUGUAACGUGUGCGGCGCAGUGGAAAACGCAAGAUUGCCAGCAAUACCCUAAUAGAGAGAGGCUAAUAGAGCAAAAAGGAGACUGCAUUCCGACAAAUAAGGGGGAUCGUGAUCAAGUUGAAAAAGAUACAGUAGGAGUUCGAUCAGAGAAAGAGUUAUUUGAGUCUGUUGUUGCAGAUAUGAAAGAAGCUCAAAGAAAAGAACUGGAGGAUGUUAAGAGAGACCUUAAGCAACGUGCAGAGGAGGAGCUGAAAGCAACCUUGGAUGAGGUUUGGCGGGAAAGGCGCCAUCUACGUCUUGAACCUUCAUGUGAAGACAAGGAUGAGGUAUUCUCCCUCCAAGGUAAUGGAAAUGUUUCUCCCGAUCUGAAGCCGGAGAAGGAAUUGGAGAAGGAGCGUUUUACCAUCGCUUUAUCAGAUAAUACACAGAAGGACAAUCUUACCGCUGUUCUCAUAGAGGCGCUUCGUACAGUGUUUGCCGGUUCACCGUUUAUUCUUCCAGCUCCGACGUCUGGCAGUGCUGCUGCGGUUUCUACUUGUGCCACUGUUUCUGGAGGCGUGCAACAGACCAAUGACAAACCAUGCAGUAAUGCAGCGUCCGUAUCGAUUCCAUGUGAAACUGAGGUAAAAACAAUAAACUCACAAAAGGAUAUUGAUGGAUUUCCUGUUUCGUUUCAGGAGCAAAAAUUACUUCUUGCAGGAGAGCACCAACGAGUUGCUGAAGGGAGAAGAUUUGUGGAUAGGCAGCGCCUUAGUUUGGAGGAGCGACGAUACCAGCUGAAGCUAGCUAAACACCAAUGGAAGCAGGAUGUGAGAGCUGCGAAAGAGGAAGGUAUUCGGGCUUGUUCUAAACGAGGACGAUUACUCAACAACAUUCGUCUGACAUUGGAGAAUCAAGCAAGGGGUCUCGAGCACGACGAAGCCAUUCUUCGCGAUAGUGAGAGAUGGCUGCUGAUGAAGGAGCAAAGUGUUUAUCAGAUGGAGAAGAAGAUCAGUGAAUUAGAAGAAGGAAAAGGGUACGAUACAUCUAUAAACAGUAUUGACACUGUGGCGCUUAUGACCGGUUUUUUUAAGCCAACUAUUGUAUCCUCUGGGUUUUGUUCACGCAAUCUUGGUGCCGUGCAAAGGGUUGCACGCAAAAAGAGUUUAAACCCACUUUACACCAAAACGCUGGGUCAAAUCGCAAGACGUUUAGAGGAGGUUACGUCAAUAAUGAACCGUCAGCAGCAACAACGAAAUCUCCCUUUGCCCUAUGAAAACUUGCCUGGACAAAGGUCUAGACAAAAAUUGUCAAGGGGAACGGAGUUGCAUAUCAGCGAGAGUGCGGCAUUUUGA
Trypanosoma rangeli is the source of this 2754-nucleotide messenger RNA. RefSeq lists its product as uncharacterized. Gene Ontology annotation, molecular function: protein binding. Bases 1 to 2754 code for a protein of 917 amino acids. The record is from RefSeq and is a predicted model, not a curated record. Lineage: Eukaryota; Euglenozoa; Kinetoplastea; Trypanosomatida; Trypanosomatidae. The transcript has a single exon.